This is a messenger RNA of Quercus lobata, 2587 nucleotides long. Its product is annotated as double-stranded RNA-binding protein 5-like. Gene Ontology annotation, biological process: regulation of gene expression; RNA processing. The coding region runs from base 378 to 2162 and encodes 594 amino acids. Lineage: Eukaryota; Viridiplantae; Streptophyta; Magnoliopsida; Fagales; Fagaceae. Gene Ontology annotation, molecular function: ribonuclease III activity; double-stranded RNA binding. The record is from RefSeq and is a predicted model, not a curated record. The transcript has 3 exons. Gene Ontology annotation, cellular component: nucleus.
GGAUCCUAUCAAUCACUUACUCCGCGGGUCUGAUUCUCGCCUCCACUAGGUAUUGUGCACAGAGAUGAGUGAAUCUUUUUCUUCUUCAUCAUCAUCAUCAUCAUCAGCAUAAUCAUAAAAAAAAAACCCCGAGCGGCAGAUUCGCGUGCUUUGCCGGGAACAACAACUACUACUUCUUUUCUAGUACUAGUGGUACAAUUUUUUAUUGCUUCACAGUGUUUCUCUUUCUCACUCUCUCUAAUUCUUCUUCCAAAAAAAAAAAAAAAACUCGCUUUUUUCAUUCACGGUUUCUCACCACCUCAAUUCCCCACUCUCUCUCUUUCUCUCUAAACUCGUAAAACCUUCUUUCGAUUCCAUCAAAGAACUCUCUCAGAGCCAUGCUCACCAACGAAGGCUUCCAAGGUGUUUCAAAUUGCUAUGUAUUCAAGAGCCGUUUACAGGAGUAUGCUCAAAAAAUUGGACUUCCUACUCCUGUGUAUGAGACUAUCAAAGAAGGCCCUUCCCAUGAACCUUCCUUCAGGUCAACUGUGAUAGUAAAUGAUGUUAGAUAUGAUUCUUUGCCUGGAUUUUUCAAUCGUAAAGCAGCAGAGCAGUCAGCUGCUGAGGUUGCUCUAUCGGAGUUAGCUAAAGCCAGUGAAUUUAAUCAAUCCAUCUCUCAGCCUGUUCAUGAAACAGGAUUGUGCAAAAAUCUACUUCAAGAAUAUGCUCAAAAGAUGAAUUAUGCAAUUCCAUUGUAUCAGUGCCAAAAGGAUGAAACCCCAGGUAGAGUGUCUCUCUUUUCAUGUACUGUAGAGAUUGGGGGGAUUCGUUAUAUUGGAGCUGCAGCAAAAACAAAGAAAGAGGCAGAGAUCAAAGCUGCUAGAACUGCACUUUUAGCUAUUCAGUCAAGUACAUCCCAGUUAUCUGACAAAUCAGUUCACAAGACUCAGUUAACAGUAAUCCCAAGCAAGAAAAGGGGGACUGAAUUAGCUGCUCUUAAUGAGGAGGCUGAAAAUGUUCCGAAGGCAAAGAAACCUAGAUUUACAAGGAGAAUGUUGAAAAGGCAACAAGGUGACAAGGCAGGCAAUAGUCAAGUUGAGAAUGCAGGCAGUUCCCGGACACUUAUUGAUGCUAACGGAUCAGGAUUGGAUCAAACUAAUGGACAUGGAAUCCAAGAAGCAGGUUUGGGACCAUUGGCUAUGGAAGCUAUUAGGAAUCCCCAAGAUCGUAGAUCAGAUGUGAGCGUGAAUGAGAAAGGAACACCUGCUGGGGAAGGUGCGUUGUUGGCUAUAGGAGUUAAUGGACAUGGGGUCCAAGAAGCAGGUUUGGGACCAUUGGCUAUGGAAGCUAUUAGGAAUCCCCAGGAUGGUAGAUCAGAUGUGAAUGCAAAUGAGGAAGUAAUACCUAUUGGGGAAGGUGCGUUGGCUAUAGAAAUAGAAUCCAUGGGGAAUCCUGAAAAUGUUAGAUUGGAUGUGAGUUCAAAUGAAAAAGAAAUAUCUGCUGGGGAAGGUGCGUUGGUUAUAGAAGCUAAUGGACAUGGGGUCCAAGAAGCAGGUUUGGGACCAUUGGCUAUGGAAGCUAUCAGGAAUCCCCAAGAUGGUAGAUCAGAUGUGAGCGAAAAUGAGAAAGAAAUACCUGCUGGGGAAGGUGCGUUGGCUAUAGAAUCCACGGGGAAUCCCCAAAAUGUUAGAUUGGAUGUGAGUGCAAAUGAAACAGAAAUAUCUGCUGGGGAAGUUGUGCUGGCUAUAGAAGUAAAUGGACUUGGCUUCCAAGAAGCAGGUUUGGGACCAUUGGCUAUGGAAGCUAUUAGGAAUCCCCAAGAUGGUAGUUCAGAUGUGAGCGCAAAUGAGAAAGAAAUACCUGCCGGGGAAGGUGCGUUGGCUAUAGAUUCCACGGGGAAUCCCCAAAAUGUUAGAUUGGAUGUGUGUGCAAAUGAAAAAGAAAUAUCUACUGGGGAAGGUGCUUUGGAUAACCAAGUCAAUGGUAAUUGUGAUAAUGGGCAGUUAACAGCUUUAAGUCCUAAUCAAAGCAAUGAUGGGAAUCUUGAUGUAGGAACAUCUUCUGUGUUCUCCGGAGAUAUGACUGCGUUGACAAAGGAGGUUAAUGGAGUUACAGGGGUAGCUUCAGUUGCAGACAAUUCUACUAUGGGUCAGAUAGAGACUUCAAGUGUCCAGCUGGCUUAAACAAAUCAGAAGAGUGGAUCCAGGCAGGUGCAAACCGUGUUUGGGAGAGUGUUCAAUUGUUUGGAAAUAUUUUGCAGUUAGGAAAAUAUUGAGAUGAGGUUUUUAAUAGAUUUAGACAUAUUAAGAAUUCUAUAUCAAUUAGUUUAUUUGGGUGUCUUAGACCAUUUAGUCAGAGUUUACAUCUUGCGGUGUCCAUCAGCUUCGUUUGCAUGUAUUGGUAGAUUCGGAGCAGGAACCACAAAGAACUUUCUGCUAUAUAUCAGUUAGUUUAUUUGGUUGUCUUAGAACAUUUAGUCAGAGUUUACAUCUUUUGGUGUCCAUCAGCUUCGUUUGCUUGUAUUGUUAGAUUCGGAGCAGGAACCACAAAGAACUUACUGCUAUAGUACCUAUUCUUAAUGUUACCUAAAGAACCUUUUUUUUUUUUU